AUGACAUCCUUGUCUCCUUCGUUCAUCUUUCGUCGGGCUAAUGGUAGUUUUGGAGAGGUGAACUGUGACCCAAAGGACGGAGAGGCCGCAAUACAUGGUACAAUGGCCAAUGACUACCAAGGGCCACGACCUCGUAACGUCGACCGACCAUAUCGCAACGAAGAUGAUGAGCCGUCGGACUGCAUAUACUUUCUGCGGCGGCUACGCCAGUCCAUCUAUAGCAGUGGUCCGGACCGCACUCACUGCUCUGCGUGUGCUGAGCCAAUAUGCCACCGACAAAAAGCCUUAGCUGGAAACGACCCAGAUAGCCACGACAGGAAAGCCUACCACUCACUCAUGAUGUCCCCGGAGCGGGUACUCCGCGACCUUGUCACGAACAAUGCUGUCAAGCCCCUGAAACAGGCUGUCGCAGAGACAUUGCUGGAAGUGUUCGGCCAGAGCUUACCAGCAGACCCAGACCUGACUUUACCGCCGCCGUCAUCCGUCUGCCCGGCCACUCCUACCGCGUUUCCUUAUUUCUCAGCUCUCCCUUUUGAAAUCCGCCGCAUGAUCUGGGACUUGGCCAUGCCGUCGCGUGUGCUGGUGCACUCCGAUCUCAUCCAGCCCUGUGACCAGGGCAUCGAAGGAUGUUACUGUCCUCAGCCUCCAUCUAGCAAGGAACCGUGGCGACCCGACCUUUUCUAUACCUGCUUCGAAGCCCGAAAUAUGGUAGAGUCUUAUGCGUGCAGAGAGGAGUUGCCCCAAAAAACCGGCAUAUUGUCAGAGGCCCGACUGGUAGCUACACUGGAUGUGGUGUACUUCCCUUGGCUAGGAACGCAGGUCGCAAUGGCAGGAAAAAACACCAAAUACAGCACUAUCAAGUCAUCUGUUAGCGACGGUUUUGGGCUACAUUCGAUCUUGAAAUCUCUCCCAUACGGAAAAUGGACCUACCAGUUACGAACUCUGCUCCUACCGCUACCUACUGUAGCCUUGGAUGUGGGAUGGAUCGACAAGCAACAUGCAGACACCUUGGCCUGGAUAGCGGGCGUCGACCUUGAGGACGAGGACGGGGACGUGGGUGGGACAUCAUCAGCAUCGACAGCAACGGCAGCAUCGACAGCGUUGAGUUCUUCGUCGUAUCUCAAACACCUUCAGGUAGUUGUUGCCGACAUUCUUGUGCCUGUUAGUGUCCGACUUUACCGGUGCAGCCCAGCCCAGCGCCAACUGCUGUUGCAGAGCCGUGACGGGGACAUUCCAGAUCUAGCAGGAAAAGACUUCACCGUGCUUGUAGACCUGUACGAUGACUGGCGGAUCGACGAGGUGCUUUCACUGCAGACGGAAGAUCCUUCGUCAUGGCGGAGGUAUCGCCAUGGCAGCAAGGAGACAGGGUGGCAAACAGGACUGGCAGGCCGCAUCGUUAACAAAGCGGCCUGUCAUAGGUGCAUCCAAUGCACGCGGACCGUCUGGGAGGCACGCGACUGGGGCCGGUUUGGCUUGCAUCUGGGACAACGGCUGCAGACUUUGUGUCGGCCCAUGAUUGUGUUCUCCGUAAUUCUGGAAUUCACCGACUGGAGGAGCGAGGAGAGAAGAUGA
Molecule: messenger RNA, 1572 nt
Organism: Grosmannia clavigera kw1407
Lineage: Eukaryota; Fungi; Ascomycota; Sordariomycetes; Ophiostomatales; Ophiostomataceae
Exons: 1
Coding region: 1-1572 (523 amino acids)
Source: RefSeq, a predicted model, not a curated record